Chaetomium strumarium is the source of this 2954-nucleotide messenger RNA. Its product is annotated as armadillo-type protein. Gene Ontology annotation, cellular component: cytoplasm; nucleus. Gene Ontology annotation, molecular function: nuclear import signal receptor activity; small GTPase binding. Gene Ontology annotation, biological process: protein import into nucleus. Bases 129 to 2762 code for a protein of 877 amino acids. The transcript is spliced from 6 exons. The record is from RefSeq and is a predicted model, not a curated record. Lineage: Eukaryota; Fungi; Ascomycota; Sordariomycetes; Sordariales; Chaetomiaceae.
CCCGCCUGCGUUCCUCGCAAACUUUAGCUGCGAAACGCAACAUCCUUCGCCCUAGCAACGCUUCCUUUUCUCAUUUUCGAAGCCCCCCGCUUUCCUUCAUCCUGAACUCUGGACAGAGUAUCGCAACCAUGGAAGGCGCACCGGACAUCAACGUUGUCCUCACGAACUCGCUGAGUGCUGACGCGACUUUGCGAAACGCGGCCGAACAGCAACUUACCCAUGCCGCUGAGACGAACUUUUCUCAAUACCUUUUAACACUCGUCCAAGCGUUGGCAGAUGAGAACGGCGCGGGUCCGAUUAGAGCGGCCGCCGGUAUCGCUCUAAAGAACGCCUUUAGCGCACGCGAAUUUGCCAGGCAAGCCGCAUUACAAGCGAAAUGGCUCAACCAGACCGACCCAGACAUCAAGACGCGCGUCAAGCAGCUGGCGCUGCAAACACUUUCCUCUCCGAAUGCCCAGGCGGGUCAGACAACGGCCCAGGUCGUGGCUGCCAUCGCUGCUAUCGAACUACCGCGGAAUCAGUGGCCGGAUCUCAUGCACGUGCUCGUGCGGAACGUCAGCGAGGGCAGCGAACACCAAAAGCAGGCGUCCCUGACCACGAUCGGUUUCAUCUGCGAGAGUCAGGAUACAGAAUUGAGGGCUGCUCUUGUCGGCCAUUCCAAUGCCAUCUUGACAGCUGUAGUGCAAGGCGCGCGCAAAGAUGAGCCCAACAACGAGGUUCGUCUCGCCGCCAUCACCGCCCUCGGCGACUCUCUAGAGUUUGUUGGCAACAACUUCAAGCAUGAAGGCGAGCGGAACUACAUCAUGCAGGUCGUCUGCGAGGCCACCCAGGCCGAGGACUCUCGGAUACAGCAGGGCGCGUUUGGCUGCCUGAACCGCAUCAUGGCUCUCUACUACGAGAACAUGAGGUUCUACAUGGAGAAGGCUCUUUUUGGUCUUACCAUCUUGGGCAUGAAGAGCCAGGAUGAGGACGUUGCCAAGCUUGCUGUGGAGUUCUGGAGCACUGUGUGUGAGGAGGAAAUCGCCAUCGAAGACGACAAUGCCCAAGUGGAGAGUUCCGAGCAGAUGCGGCCGUUCUACAACUUUGCCCGCGUCGCGACAAGCGAGGUUGUCCCGGUCCUGCUCGGCCUCCUCACCAAGCAGGACGAGGAUGCGGCAGACGAUGAAUACAACAUUUCGCGUGCUGCGUAUCAGUGUCUGCAGCUGUACGCUCAGGCAGUCGGAUCGUCCAUUAUCCAGCCCGUCAUUUCAUUCGUCGAAGCAAACCUGCGGCACGAGGACUGGCACAACCGGGACGCGGCAGUCUCUGCUUUUGGCGCCAUUAUGGACGGUCCCGAUGAGAAGACGCUGGAACCUAUCGUGAAAUCCGGCCUGCAGCCCUUGAUUGCUAUGAUGGAGGAUCCUUCCGUUCAGGUCCGGGAUUCUGCCGCCUACGCUCUGGGCCGGAUCACCGAAACCUGCUCCGAAGUCAUUGACCCUUCUGAGCACCUGGAGCCUCUAAUUCGUUCACUCUUUAACGGUUUGAUGAACAACCCCAAGAUGGCGGCCUCGUGCUGCUGGGCGCUGAUGAACCUUGCCGAGCGGUUUGCCGGUGACAUGGGUGCUGCUCAAAACCCUCUCACACCGCAUUUCAACCAGAGUGUCACCAAUCUGCUGCAAGUGACGGGCACGAUGGACUGCGAGGCUGUUGUCCGGACUGCGGCGUAUGAAGUCCUGAACAUAUUCGUGCAAAGCGCUGCCAAUGACAGCCUCGGUGCCAUCGCCUCCCUCUCGACCGUCAUCCUCGAGCGUCUCGAGGGAACGAUUCCCCUUCAGCAGCAGGUUGUCAGCGUCGAGGACAAGAUAAUCCUGGAGGACAUGCAAACAAGUCUCUGCACCGUCCUGCAGGCCACCAUCUCGCGGCUGGAUAAAGAGAUUACUCCCCAAGGUGACAGGAUCAUGCAGGUCCUUCUGCAGAUUCUAAGCACCGUUGGCGGCAAGUCGAGCGUCCCGGAGGGGGUCUUCGCAGCUAUCAGCGCCCUUGCCAACGCGAUGGAAGAGGACUUCCUCAAGUACAUGGACGCCUUCUGUCCGUUCCUCUACAACGCUCUUGCUAAGCAGGACGAGCCGAGUCUCUGCUCGAUGGCUAUCGGCCUCGUCAGCGACAUCACCCGAUCCUUGGGCGAGCGUAGUCAGCCCUAUUGCGAUAAUUUCAUGAACUAUUUGUUGAGCAAUCUUAGGAGUACGGCCCUUGCCAACCAAUUCAAGCCAGCCAUCCUCCAAUGCUUCGGUGACAUUGCCGGCGCCAUUGGCGGUCACUUCGAGACCUACCUUGCCGUCGUGGCGCAGGUGUUGCAGCAAGCGGCCACUAUCACUGCUGGAGCCGAGGGCUCGUACGAGAUGUUUGAUUAUGUUGUUGCUUUGCGCGAGGGUAUCAUGGAUGCCUGGGGCGGCAUCAUCGGUGCCAUGAAGCUAAGUGACAAGACCGGCAUCCUCCAGCCCUACGUGCCAUCCAUCUUUGAGUUGCUCAACAGCAUUGCCAAUGAUACCAACCGCAGCGAGGGACUGAUGCGAUCGUCGAUGGGCGUUAUCGGUGAUCUCGCAGACGCAUAUCCCAACGGCGAGCUGGUUGAUGCCUUCCGUCAAGACUGGGUCACCGCCAUGAUCAAGGAGACGAGGUCGAACCGCGACUUCCAAGCUCGUACCAUUGAGACUGCUCGCUGGGCUCGCGAGCAGGUCAAGAGGCAAAUCGGCGGCACACAGACUGUCAUGCAGCAGACAUGAAAAGCAUGACGCCGGCUAGGAUGAGACUGCGGUUUCGGCAUCCGACGCCAACCUAGUCCCCCCGACAGCGAUGGACGCCGCCCCCAUCGCGUCGAUCUCCCACAGCAGGUGCUUCGGAAGAAGCAUACUGCUUGUCCCAUCAGUCCCCAGACACCCUUCCCCACACAGCGGCACACGCCAUCGACGGCAAGG